Fusarium mangiferae is the source of this 372-nucleotide messenger RNA. RefSeq lists its product as uncharacterized. Gene Ontology annotation, cellular component: mitochondrial outer membrane. The coding region runs from base 1 to 372 and encodes 123 amino acids. The record is from RefSeq and is a predicted model, not a curated record. NCBI's taxonomy places the organism in Eukaryota, Fungi, Ascomycota, Sordariomycetes, Hypocreales, Nectriaceae. The transcript has 2 exons. Gene Ontology annotation, biological process: mitochondrial outer membrane translocase complex assembly; protein insertion into mitochondrial outer membrane.
AUGUCCGACGAACACAACCACCUCGCCGAGUCCGGCGUGACAUUGCACUCCGACAGCGAAUUAUACUCUGCAGGCGAUGAUCUCUCUUCACCUCCCUCGUCAAACUCACCCGUCAUUCUCUACAAGCCCCCUACAGUGUGGUCUUUGAUACGGGGAGCUGCUAUCAACCUCCUACUACCUUUUGUCAACGGCAUGAUGCUUGGAUUUGGAGAGCUCUUUGCUCAUGAAGCUGCUUUCAGGCUGGGAUGGGGAGGUACAAAGGUCUUUCCCCUCUCGCGCAGAAGAGUUCACCCUAUCGGACCUGGUAUCGAGCUUCGAGAAAAGCCAUAUGCUCCUCGCCCUUCGCUGGACGAUUUUGCAAGCCUGGAGUAA